Messenger RNA from Plutella xylostella (diamondback moth), 1598 nucleotides. RefSeq names its product guanine deaminase (gene DhpD). Gene Ontology annotation, cellular component: cytoplasm; cytosol. Lineage: Eukaryota; Metazoa; Arthropoda; Insecta; Lepidoptera; Plutellidae. Gene Ontology annotation, biological process: guanine catabolic process; cyclic nucleotide biosynthetic process; intracellular signal transduction. The record is from RefSeq and is a predicted model, not a curated record. Gene Ontology annotation, molecular function: guanine deaminase activity; zinc ion binding; adenylate cyclase activity.
CAGCAUCGAAUCAUGGUCCAUGUCUUUGGCUGCAAAAUGCUAGAAGUGGACGCUUCAUGGGAUGGCAGGCUGGCGCUGAAAAAGCUAAAACAUCUUGGCAUGAACUCAUGUACAAACUUACAACUUCCCGCCAAUAAAGCUGACUAUAACGUGUGCAAUGGCUUCUGAAACUAUUUACUCCGGAUUAAUAGCAACAUCCACUUCAUUGACACAAAUUAAUAUCUUCAAUGGGUUCAUUACUGUUGAAGAUGGAAAAAUUAAACAAAUAGGAACCACAUCGGAACUAAACCAAUUACGUCACUCGAACAGAUUAAAUGGAUACAAUAUAGUGCAGCUGCGUCCAGGUCAGUUUCUGAUGCCGGGGCUGGUGGACUGCCACACCCACGCCCCACAGUUCCCCAACAUAGGGCUCGGUCUGGACCGACCACUGCUCGAGUGGCUUGACAAGUACACGUUCCCAUUGGAAAAGAAGUACAGUGACACACAGUUUGCUGCUGCUGUUUAUGGCAAAGUUGUGAGAAGACUGCUCAACAAUGGUACAACCACAGCUUGUUACUUUGGCUCGCUAAGCCUGCAAGGCACCCUAGAGUUAGUGCAGAGUGUCAUAGCUCACCGACAGAGGGCGCUAGUAGGCAAAGUCAGCAUGAACCUACACAAUGAUGCAGGAUACUACAACACUACUGAAACUGAAAUCAAGGAGGUGGAAAUAUUUGUCAGAAAAGUUUUGGAAGCUAAGAAUGACCUAGUGCAGCCAGCUAUAACUCCAAGGUUUGCUGUAAGCUGUGAUGAAGAACUCAUGACUAAUCUAUCAAAAAUCGCACAGAAAUAUGACUGCUUGAUCCAGAGCCACAUAUCAGAGAAUAAAGGCGAGAUACAAUAUGUAUUGGAGACUAAUCCAGACUCACAAAGCUACUCUGAAGUGUACGACAAAAGCAACAUUUUAAAUAACAAGUGUAUAAUGGCGCACGCAGUUCACCUGAGCAGCCAAGAGAUGGCGUUGCUAUCACGUCGCGGGGUCUCCGUGGCGCACUGCGCCGCCUCUAACACGCGGCUCAUGUCGGGCCUGUGUCCACUGCGGAGGAUCCUGGCCAGUGGCAUCAACGUGGGCUUGGGGACAGAUGUGUCCGGUGGCGACAGUGCGUCCAUUUUAGACGCCAUGCGACGAGCCAUGGACGUUUCUCAACAUCUGCAGUUGCAGGGAGAAGCAGACGCGGCAAUUUCUUGGAGGGAAGCUUUCUAUCUUGCGACACUAGGUGGCGCUAAAGCUCUAUCUCUUGCGGAUAAAAUAGGCAGUUUCGAAGUGGGCAAAGAAUUUGAUGCAUUGCUGAUAAACGUAUAUAAAGAUGGCGGGCCAAUAGACUGUCACGACUACUCUGUGGACACAACGGAAACGGAAGUGGGCGAAAGCAUGUUGCAGAAAUUUAUCUAUCUGGGAGACGAUCGAAACAUUGAAAAAGUGUACAUAAAAGGUGUUGAAGUAAAACAUAGCCUGUAACAACCUAUUUUUAUACUUAACAAAUAAGGACAGAUUAUAUUCAAUAUACAUAUUUAGAUAAAUAAAAGCCAAAGUUAUUUUAAUAAAUUUUAUUUUCGUGAAA